AAUGCUAUUCUUAUGAAAUUUACCGCUCACUCGGGCUAGUAGCUCACAAACUCCAUGUCGCAUUGGAUGAAACUAAUCCUUAUAGUUAUACGAGGGGGUAAUUUUUCACUCACGCAUUCGUUCAUUGGUUGCUAGAGAAGACGUACCGCAUGACCUACCUAACCAACCAAUCCAAUCACGUCUUAUUUAUGCAUUUCACCAUGCUGCACUAGCAAGCUUGCGUUGGUUCGGAAUGAUUCAUCGGGGGCGUGACGAGAAACCAGAUCUCUUCCUCUUGUUACUGCUAGUCGUGUCAUUGUCACUGGUGCUCGACGUCGUCGGAGAAUCACCGCCGGCAGCAGGAGGAAAAGGAGGAGAGUCGACGGCGGCAUGCGGCAGUAGCAGCUACAACUACCUCGGCGCGCUGCUGGGACUGAUGAUCCCGUGCAAGGCGGCGGUGGCGCCCUUCAGCCCGGCGCCGCCCACGGACGACUGCUGCUGGGCGGUGCGCGAGCUGGGGCAGCCCUGCCUCUGCCUGCUCCUUGCCGGCCCGCCCAUCUCGGGCGCCGACCGCCGCAUGCUCGCCCUCCUCCCCUCCAUAUGCGCCGCCGCCGACGACGACAGCGACCUGCGUCAGGAUCUAGGCUCGUGCACUGCUACGUAGCACGGUUCUCCUCCUUCACUUUGUGACACAUAUUCCUACUGGGCUACGGGACAAGCAAGCAUUGACACGCGACUAGAAAGUUGAUCUAACCCGAGCACCA
Messenger RNA from Triticum urartu, 743 nucleotides. RefSeq names its product Bifunctional inhibitor/lipid-transfer protein/seed storage 2S albumin superfamily protein. Gene Ontology annotation, biological process: systemic acquired resistance. The record is from RefSeq and is a predicted model, not a curated record. Gene Ontology annotation, molecular function: fatty acid binding. NCBI's taxonomy places the organism in Eukaryota, Viridiplantae, Streptophyta, Magnoliopsida, Poales, Poaceae.